Molecule: messenger RNA, 1458 nt
Organism: Aegilops tauschii subsp. strangulata
Lineage: Eukaryota; Viridiplantae; Streptophyta; Magnoliopsida; Poales; Poaceae
Source: RefSeq, a predicted model, not a curated record
UUUAGUUGAAAUUGACAUGCCCUAAGAUUUGUCAUUACUUGUUUUUUGCAGAAGCUUGAACCUCUGAAGAUUCGGUAUCACGGGGUCUCUGGUCCUGCCAUGCCUUACGAUGAGUGGUACACACCGUACAUCAAGCAGGCAGGACUACUCCCGUGGAUUCAGUUGGUCAGCCGGUCGACGCCGAAUCUGAACGCUCCACUGGUGUCCGCUCUUGCUGAUCGGUGGAGGCCGGAGACGCACAGUUUCCAUCUUCAGACUGGGGAGAUGACCGCGACGCUCGAGGAUGUCUCGUUGAUCACCGGUCUUGCUAUCGACGGGAUGCCUCUCUGUAUGAGCACCGAUUCUGAUGGGUGGCGCGAGCAGAUGAUUGCUCUUAUCGGUAUGGCUCCUACCGAGGCUGAGGCUGAUGUAGAGGAGGGAGAAGAGCCGAAGAAGAAGGAAAGGAAAGCAGCCGGAGCUGCUUUCACGUGGAUUCAAGCAAACUUUGCGCAUUGCCCUGCGGAUGCCACUGAUGAUGUGAUACAGACACAUGCUCGUGUCUAUAUGUGGCACGUUGUCUCGAGGACUUUGUUUCCUGACUCCACGGGCAAGAACGCUCCAUGGAUGUGGCUGAAGGCGUUGACCGUCUUCGAUAGCAAAUGGAGCUGGGGUUCAGCGACUCUUGCGUACUUGUACCGACAGCUGGACGAUGCGUGUUGCAGGAUCACAGAUAGGGCAGGCAUUGAUGGUAAUAUGCUUCUACUUUCUGUAUGGAGCUGGGAGCGUCUGCCUGUUGGACUCCCGAAGAGCGUCAGGUUUAAUCCUUGGUAUGAAGAUGAAGAUGACGACUUACGACGCCCCACUUGGGCUUACAAGUGGGAUGUGGUUUCCGAGAUGACGAACGAUGUCAAUCUCAUGUACCAAAAGUACAUUGCCGAGUUGGACACGAUUACGCCUGAGCAGGGGAAGUACAACAGAGAUGUCGAGGUAGGGCAAGGAGUCCCUGCUGUUCCGCGCGCCGAGAUCAAGAAAGCAGCUGAUGAGAGAGCCAGUCUAUUCUGGAGAACACACCGGUUGGAAAAGGCAAUGAUGAUGGUUCACUACGAGCAUUCCUCAAGGUCUGGUACACCAUCAGACCCCUCAUCUCACCAUCAGGGGGAUGAUGUGAGUUCCUCAUAUGCUUAUCUGGAUGAUGAGGGUGCGGUCACCCAAGAAGGCCAUGACAUUGAUGGUGACAUGACUUUGGCGGACGCUCAACUUCGGUCCCCAUAUGUGUUCAAGCCUAGGCAGCCCAGACGCCGGUACACGCCCAACGACUUUGACAACAGAGGCAACCCAAAGGUGGUCGUAGGGACCUCGCGGAUGGCUAGCUUGGAUCAUGAGGCGGAGGCGGAAGUGCAGGAAGAGGAGGCUCGUCCACCCGGGAAGAAGAAGAUUGCCUGCAGGCAUGGCACCAGGAACACGCGCGGAAAGCAUUAG